AUGACGGUUGGUGGAUCUGGUUCACUGGAUAAGACACCUGACACUCCUCGUGACUCAAUAGCACAACUAUCAAAGGACAAUGGAAAGGAUCUGCGUUUCGAAGAUAUUAAGUACCAUGUGUACAAAGGACGUGGUAUAGAGAAUAAAUUCAUUCUCAAGGAUAUAUCCGGAGUUUUCAAAUGUGGUCAACUGAGCGCGAUUAUGGGACCCAGUGGAGCGGGGAAGAGUUCGCUUAUGAACAUACUUGCAGGUUAUCGAACAAAAAAUGUUUCUGGAAAUAUUUUUGUGAAUAAAGAGGAAAGGAACCCACAGGAGUUCCGCAAGAUUACAUGUUACAUCAUGCAGGAGGACUUACUACUACCACAUCUGUCAGUGGAAGAGACAAUGAUGUGCAGUGCCAGUUUAAAGCUUAGUGAAAACACGGAUACAGCAACAAAGAAGAAAAUCGUCAGUGACAUCCUCAACGUACUUGGUCUGGGAGAUGCGGCCGAUACCCGGAUAUCCCAGUUGUCUGGCGGACAAAAGAAACGACUGGCCAUUGCACAGGAGUUGGUCAAUAAUCCACCAGUGAUGUUCUUUGAUGAGCCAACAAGUGGUCUUGACAGUGCUUCGUGUUAUCAGUGCAUUUCACUUCUGCGGACUUUGGCGCAGGCUGGACGCACAAUCAUUUGUACAAUCCACCAACCAAGUGCCAAAAUCUUCGAAAUGUUUGAUUAUCUCUAUUUCCUCGCUGAAGGACACUGUAUCUAUCGCGGCCCUGUCAACUGCCUCGUGCCCUAUUUAGCCUCACAAGAUCUGGUGUGUCCACCAUACCACAAUCCGGCAGACUACUUUAUGGAGGUUGCUUGUGGUGAACACGGCGACAACGUCCUCCGACUCGCCUGUGCUGUUCGUCGCGGAGUAUUGGAUAAGACCAUUCUAAAUCUGACCAAGCAGCGAGAUGACCCUUGUCCAUGCCUCAGUCAGUCAGGAAACCUGCUACUCAACGGAACACAAGAUAUGAGCAUGAUGCAAGCCAGAAGUUACCCUCCAACCUAUUCAAUCAUGGGGGAAACUGAGGUAUCCUCUGCAUACGGGGACGGUGAGAAUGAAAUGAACGCAGAAACGGCUUCUUUCCUGUUACCCGUGGAUUCUAAAAAACAGGACACCAAAUCAGCAUCGUUGCUGGAACUUCGAAGCAAUGGUCCAUUAUGUCAUUUAUCUGAGAAGACGUCUUCCGUGCGGUCAGGUCGGAAUAACCGUAAUGGUCAAACAUUCGAAACCAGUGUCCUCACCCAAUUCCGAGUUUUGUUCGUCCGAAGUUUUCUGACGAUUAUUCGAGACACGACGCUUACACACCUGCGGCUGGUAUCCCACGUGGUGGUCGGCGUGCUCAUCGGACUGCUGUAUUUUCGAAUAGGAAAACUGGGAACGGAAGUGAUCAGCAAUGCAGCGUUUAUUUUCUUCAGUCUCCUGUUCAUCAUGUUUGCUGCCCUGAUGCCUACUGUGAUGACCUUCCCCGUGGAAAUGCCCAUAUUUGUGAGAGAACAUAUGAACUAUUGGUACAGCCUGAAGGCCUAUUACCUGGCUAAGUCUCUCGCAGAUCUUCCUUUUCAAAAGAUAUUCUUCCCAAUCAUAUACAGCAGCAUUGUCUACUGGAUGACCGGUCAGCCAGCAGAAUUUCUGCGAUUCAUGCUCUACCUACUGAUUUCUGUCCAAACCUCCCUGGUGGGACAGUCCCUCGGUCUGCUCAUCGGAGCCGCGACUUCUCUACAAGUUGCCGUUUUCCUCGGUCCGGUUGCCGGAAUUCCAAUUCUGCUAUUUUCCGGGUUCUUCCUCAGUCUAGAUCUCAUUCCAAAAUAUCUUCAGUGGCUUUCCUAUAUUUCCUUCACGCGCUACUCCUUCUCGGGAGCACUCAAGGUGAUCUAUGGAUUAAACCGGACCUCUCUGGAUUGCACACACCGCCGAAAGUCCAAAGUCUCCUUUCCUUGUGUACACAAUCCGGCGCUUGUGAUUGAUGCGCUAAAUGUGGGCCAAUAUCAACUCUAUUUAGAUUUCCUCAUCCUGAUCAUCUUCUUUUUUGGUUUACGACUACUCUGCUACUUUAUCCUACGUUGGAGAAUCAAAGGACAACGGUAAAGUGGGGGCGGAAUUUUCGAACGCACCUCUCCGUUAGACUAGGAGGGUACAUCCUUCCUGUGUGUGACCACAGCAUACAAAUACACAAAUAGCCCGUAUGCAUGCAAAAUGUUUUCAGAUUCUUCCGAUUUUGUAACAGCACCAUAAACUGUAAAAGUGCAUGUUUGCUUCCUGAUUUUCCCCUAUUUCCUCCAGUUUUUCUGUUUCUUUUUUCCAAAUUAAACAUUUUUCCUUGGCAGCCAAGUUUGGUCGUGAUAUUUUAACCCUUUGCCAUUAGGCCCUUAUACCGUCCAUCCCAAGAGAGAAACAAUAGAUAAUUACUACCUUGGGCACAAGCAACGUGAUCAUGUUCACUAAACUAUACUCAACAAAGCAAUACUACAUUCUUCCUGUUUGAAAUGCCCCGGGUAUUUCCUGUGUUGAAACCAAUGACUACAGAAUCACAAACGUAUUAUAUUCGUGUCAAACUCAUCCACCAUACAAUUAUGGACAUCAUAUGAUAUGCGAACGUUCUUCCUCUUGUGCACAUGACGUUUCUUCAGGCAAUUGUUUUGGACUUUACCGAAACUCACCAGUUCCAUUUUUAACCAGAUCGUUAUGUUUUCUUGUGAUUUCCUUUUGUUAUUAUCCAUACAUGUAGAUGUAUGCGUCGGUUAGCAUGAGGAUACACGCCAUUCCACCGAUACAGUUUGCUGAAAAACAAAAAGUGAUACUUCUG
Messenger RNA from Opisthorchis viverrini, 2836 nucleotides. RefSeq lists its product as hypothetical. NCBI's taxonomy places the organism in Eukaryota, Metazoa, Platyhelminthes, Trematoda, Opisthorchiida, Opisthorchiidae. Gene Ontology annotation, molecular function: ATP binding; ATP hydrolysis activity; ABC-type transporter activity. The transcript has 13 exons. Bases 1 to 2118 code for a protein of 705 amino acids. Gene Ontology annotation, cellular component: plasma membrane. The record is from RefSeq and is a predicted model, not a curated record.